This is a messenger RNA of Closterium sp. NIES-67, 336 nucleotides long. The record is from the annotation of a GenBank genome assembly. NCBI's taxonomy places the organism in Eukaryota, Viridiplantae, Streptophyta, Zygnematophyceae, Desmidiales, Closteriaceae.
GCAGCACGAUGUGUCUGGCGGCACGACGAUCCCAGGCAGCACGACGAGCCGCCACAGCAGCACGACGCGACCGCCAUGGCAGCGAGAGAGAGAGAGAGAGAGAGAGAGAGAGAGAGAGAGAGAGAGAGAGAGAGAGAGAGAGAGAGAGAGAGAGAGAGAGAGAGAGAGAGAGAGAGAGAGGAGUGCGCGGCGGAAGCGAGAGAAGAAGGUCCAGCAGGGGGGGCGUGGCGGAGGGAAGGGUGGCGGGGGUGGUGGGGGUGGUGGGGGUGGUGGAGGUGGGGGCAGGGAUUGUGAUUGACAUGGAUUAGAUUAGGCCUGCUAUGUGUAUGUCAUGUA